Molecule: messenger RNA, 2305 nt
Organism: Oncorhynchus masou masou (cherry salmon)
Lineage: Eukaryota; Metazoa; Chordata; Actinopteri; Salmoniformes; Salmonidae
Product: D(2)-like dopamine receptor
Exons: 8
Coding region: 117-1409 (430 amino acids)
Biological process (GO): adenylate cyclase-activating adrenergic receptor signaling pathway; phospholipase C-activating dopamine receptor signaling pathway; negative regulation of cytosolic calcium ion concentration
Cellular component (GO): presynaptic membrane; plasma membrane; glutamatergic synapse
Molecular function (GO): G protein-coupled receptor activity; dopamine neurotransmitter receptor activity, coupled via Gi/Go
Source: RefSeq, a predicted model, not a curated record
CAAACGCGGUGAAUUUGGAUAUCGUUGGAUGUAAAAGACGGAUCCCUGUUAGAGCAGUGAUUCAAUCAAACUUAUGGCGUGAAGGGCCCGUUCUCGGCCUUCGUCACUCACAGCUAAUGGAUGUCCUCACACAGUAUGCCUACAAUGAGAGUUUCAGGGACAAUGGGAAUGGGAGCUUCAAUGACACGGAGAGUGGGCAGAAGCACCCGUACAAUUACUAUGCCAUGCUCCUGACGCUGCUCAUCCUCGUCAUCGUCUUUGGCAAUGUGUUGGUGUGCAUGGCCGUGUCCAGGGAGAAGGCCCUCCAGUCCACCACCAAUUACCUGAUCGUCAGCCUGGCCGUGGCUGACCUGCUGGUGGCCACCUUGGUUAUGCCCUGGGUGGUCUAUCUGGAGGUGGUGGGAGAGUGGAGGUUUAGUAAAAUCCACUGUGACAUCUUUGUCACCCUAGAUGUCAUGAUGUGCACUGCAAGCAUCCUCAAUCUCUGUGCUAUCAGCAUUGAUCGAUACACAGCAGUCGCCAUGCCCAUGCUGUACAACACGCGCUACAGCUCCAGAAGACGAGUCACUGUUAUGAUCUCAGUGGUGUGGGUUCUGUCCUUUGCAAUAUCAUGCCCCCUGUUGUUCGGCCUAAAUAACACAGCGACUCGCGACGAGUCCCUGUGCAUCAUCGCCAACCCGGCCUUUGUGGUGUACUCCUCCAUUGUGUCCUUCUACAUUCCCUUCAUCAUCACUCUGCUGGUCUACGUGCAAAUUUAUGUGGUGCUUCGCAAGCGGCGAAAACGGGUGAACACAAAGCGCUUGUCACGGGGGUGGCAGCAUCAUGUUCAGAUCUUCAUCAAAGAGGUGGCCCACGAAGGGGACGACAUGGAGUUGGACGAGAGGACCAAUUGCAACCCUCAGAGACAGAGGCAUGUGGACACUGCUACCGCCACACCUGUCAGCCACCAGCUCCUCCCGCCAACCAAGGGUAACACCAGCCCCACCUCCGUGUCCCCCUCCCCGCCUGAGGGCUCUCUCAAAGUGGAGAAGAACAGUGACUCGAAGGACAUACUGGCGGAAGUGCCCAAAGUGGCUAAAGUGUUUCAGACCGAGGCCUUACCUAACGGCAAAACCCAGACGUCUAUCAAGCAGCAACCCACUCUCAUGAGUAAGAGGAAGAUCUCCCAACAGAAGGAAAAGAAAGCCACUCAAAUGUUAGCCAUAGUCCUUGGUGUAUUUAUCAUAUGCUGGCUACCUUUUUUCAUCACUCAUAUAUUGAACACCCACUGCACCACAUGCAAGGUUCCUGCGGAGAUGUAUAAUGCUUUCACGUGGCUGGGGUAUGUGAACAGUGCCGUGAACCCCAUCAUAUACACCACUUUCAAUAUAGAGUUCAGAAAAGCUUUCAUCAAGAUCCUGCAUUGCUAAGGUUGGCAUUUUCAGCAGGGAGCUGAAAUGAAGAAAAGCAAACUUAUAGCCUACUAAAAUAUACCUCAUCCACAUGAGGACUCUGCACGUGACCAUAAGUCUCAGUGAUGAUCUUUUGAGAAAUGGAGAGACUGAGUAAAUGCCACACAUGAAGACCUGGGGACUUUUGUUUGAUUAUUUUGUGGACUUAUGAUCUCCCACAUGAAUGUAUAUCGAGGAAUAAUGUAUUUUAUCAAUGAACUGUCUCUUGGAAAUGUCAUGUUGGUCUUAACCAUCGUGCUUGUCACUUAAGAACUGUCCACUCCAGGAAAUGUAAAGAAAACACAAGAAGAUGUGCUUAAAAACACUAAAGCAAACCUCCUAUUUAAUCUGUGUAUAUGAUGUAUUUUGAUCAUGGCUGAAUCCUUCAAAGAACAACUAGAUAUCAAAAAAUCAGUGUUCAUCUCAGUAUUAAACCUGAUCAUAUUAAACUGGUCAUCUAUGAGCUCUGCAGCUUUAAACCACCCACAGAAUAAAAUGUGUGUUACAUAGAGAUGAAACAUUUUGACUCAUGGUUUUCUCACUGGUCCACUUGGCAAGAGAGGCACAUAUUUGUGAUACAUUUAAUUAUUAUUAUUAUUAAUAAUAUGAUUAUUAUUAUUAAUAUUAUACCAAAACAACUUACAGCCACCACGUGACAAUUGUUCCUAUCUGGCUCGGAAGGACCAUGAAUAAGGUUUUUAAGCAAUUAUUAUUUACAUUUGCUGUAAAUGCUUUUUAUAAACCUGUUCUAUGUGAUUAAAUGCCUGCAAUGAAAAUUUGAUGCAUGUUGCAAUGCUCCUUUAUAUGGAUUCUCAUGAAAUGUAAGUUUGACAAAAAAAAAAACUAUGGCCAAUAAAUGAAGUAAUGAGACGUGA